AUGAGCUCGACAGACGUCCGUGACAUGCUCAACCUGCCAGAUGGCAUGGCUGGUCCGCGUCCGGCUAAGAAGCAGAAAGUCUCGGGCGCGCGACACAACAACCUCAAGGGUCUGGCACGCGAAGUACACAACCUCGGCGGCGACAACCCCAUCGCUAUCGUCCCAGAGGUCACGCAGUUCAAAAAGAGGCGCAUGGCUAACCGGAAGCCCGCUUCACGAUGGGAACUGCGGGCUUUUCGCAACUCAGCCCGGGACGAUGCGAGCCUGAUCCUGCGCCACUGGCGGCGCAAGGACACGAAGCAACAACCUGACGCGACAACAACAACGACAGCGACAACGGCGACGGACGAACAGGGCAAGGUGGCGGUUGCGGCGCCGGCGGACGAGGUGGAGGACUCAGCAUUUGCCAAAUACAAUGUGCGCGUGUCAGUGCCCGAGUACAGCGAUGACCAAUACCUACAAACCCUACAAAACGAAGACUGGACGCGGGAGGAGACUGACUACUUGAUUGAGCUGGCCCGCGACUUUGACUUGCGGUGGCCGCUCAUCUGGGAUCGAUACGAGUGGAACCCGCCGGCUGUGAAUAACGAGGCAAACGCGGACGGUGACGAGAGUAAGGCGGUGGUACCGACCGCCCGCGCCCGCGCGCUUGAGGACCUCAAGGCGAGAUACUACGAAGUGGCGGCCAAGAUGAUGGCAAUCAACAAGCCGGUGCAGUACAUGACGCAACUCGAGUUUGCCCUGCACGAGCUCAUGACGCACUACAACCCCCAGCAAGAAAAGAUUCGCAAGGAGUUUGCAGUCAACACACUCUCGCGCUCGCGCGAAGAGGCCCGUGAGGAAGAAUCUCUUCUGAUGGAAAUUAAACGCAUCCUAGCGCGCAGCGAAAAGUUCAACGAGGAACGCAGGGAGCUCUACAACAGACUCGACUACCCGCACGCCGAGACGGACAUUAGCACGUUCAGGUCGUCCGCUGGCCUGCAGACGCUGCUGCAGAACCUCAUGAAUGUGGACAAGUCCAAGAAGCGCAAGUCGAUCAUGGGCGCCGAGGGCGUCAGCCCGGCACAGGGCACCCCCCAGGCUGUCGCGGCCGCUGCCGCGCAGGAAUCGUCAGCCUCCAAGAAGGACGCCGUUCCUUCUUUCGCCGGCGCCGCCGCGGCAAACAUCCGUGAGUCGUCUGGGCCCGUAUCGACGCCGACGGCCGCGGGCAAGAAGACGCCGCAGCAGGCGCACGAGCGUCGGAAACUGUCAGAGCAGGAGGAGACCAUUUACGGCGUGUCCCGCCACGACCGGCUCGGCUCUGGCCCCACGUUUCGCACAGAAAAGAUCAACAAGCUCUUCUCGCACAAGUCCAACCAGCAGCAGAUGCGCAUCAACAACACGCUCAACGAGCUCGACGUGCCCAGCAAGCUGGCCAUGCCCACGACGGGCACGACGCUGCAGUUUGAGGCGCUGCUGGCCGCCGUCAACGGCCUCCUCGACGCCCGCAAGGUCUCGGACAAGCUCGACGCCGAGAUCAAGAUUGAGGAGGCCAAAAAGGCCGAGCGUGAAAAGGCGCUGGCCGGGCCCGGCGGCGAGCCUACCACUGCGGAGGCCGCCGAAGGAGACGCGGCGGACAAGAUGGAGGAGGGCAAGGCAGAGGGCGAUGCUCCUGUGGGGCCGUCUACUAAGGAACAACAGGCUGCACAUACGAUAGAGGAUCCGGACACGGACGACGCCGCUGCAGAGGCCGCCAAGGCGGGUGACGCGGCCGAGGCCGAGGACAAGCCGGGGGAGAUGCCGACCGACAAGGAAAAGACGGCACGGCUAGGCAGCACAGGGCCCGCGUCGCACAAGCGAAGCGCCAGCGUGCUCAGCACGACGAGCGACAAGAGCGCCAAGCGGCAGAAGAAUUUCUAUUCUCGGGGGUAUCGAGGUGAUUGGGCACGACGAAAGGGGCGGGAAGACGCGGCGCGUACAAAUUACUGA
Messenger RNA from Cordyceps militaris CM01, 1968 nucleotides. RefSeq names its product SWR1-complex protein 4. Gene Ontology annotation, molecular function: transcription corepressor activity. The transcript is spliced from 2 exons. Gene Ontology annotation, biological process: chromatin remodeling; DNA repair; negative regulation of transcription by RNA polymerase II. The coding region runs from base 1 to 1968 and encodes 655 amino acids. The record is from RefSeq and is a predicted model, not a curated record. Lineage: Eukaryota; Fungi; Ascomycota; Sordariomycetes; Hypocreales; Cordycipitaceae. Gene Ontology annotation, cellular component: Swr1 complex; NuA4 histone acetyltransferase complex.